Molecule: messenger RNA, 2945 nt
Organism: Apus apus (common swift)
Lineage: Eukaryota; Metazoa; Chordata; Aves; Apodiformes; Apodidae
Gene: ZNF710
Product: zinc finger protein 710
Exons: 7
Coding region: 161-2161 (666 amino acids)
Source: RefSeq, a predicted model, not a curated record
GAGCACCGGGGGGCUGGGCUCGGCGGCGCCGCGGGGAGCAGGCGGCCCUUGGCCCAGCUCCACUCUGGGGAGAGAAACGCCAGUUUCGGUGAACGUUCACCUCGACCGAGGCCCGUCCCACAGCAGCCACGGCCUGGCCAGUGAGGACAGAAGCCACUUAAUGGCACCAAGAAGAUCGCGCCGGGCCCGCCGCCGCCCCGGGAGCCAGCGCCAUGGCAGUGUAGGCAGGCGGCGGGAGAUGGAUCGGUUCAGCGAGUGCGGGACGCAGACGGAGGCGGUGGUGGUGCUGUCCCUGGCUCAGGCCGCCGUCCUGGGCCUGGUGUCUGAGAAUGAGCUGCUCGGGGCCACCGUCAGCCCCGCCGGCUUCUUCCCGGGGCUGGAUGGGGACCUGCCAGACACAGCAGUGCCCGAGCCUGGGGAGCCGGAGGGCGAGGGGCCAGAGGAGGAGGCCUCGGAGGCAGAGUCCUCCCUGGAGAAGCACGCCCGGAGGAGGAAGCGGCCUCCGGUGAGGCUGAUGCCCAAGGUCAAGUGCGAGAAGGUGGAGGAGGACGAGGUGGUGUACGAGGUGACCAUCACCGGGGAGGAGGAAGAGGGUGAGCAGCAGGACAGCCCCCUGCCCUCCACCCAGGACCCCAGCCCGGAGCAGGCAGUGCAGAGCAGCUCCCUGAAGAUGAUCGACCUCAGCGCCUUCAGCAGGAAGCCCCGGCGGCUGCGGCACCUGCGCCGGCACCCGCGCCAGGAGCCGGGGGGCACCGACCUGCACCUCGGGGAGACCCCCCCGGCCGAGGGGGGCACAGCGGGGUCUCUGCGGACCCGGUGCCCCUUGGAGGCAGGUGCCCCCUCCCCCGGUGAGGCUGAGGCCCCCGUGCCAGCAUCCCCUGAGCUGGUGAAGAGCGAGCAGGGCUUGGGCUGGCAGGAGGCAGGGGAGCUGGAGGCGGCAGGUGCCACCAGCGAGCGCAGCAAGAAGGCGCAGCUGGACAGGCUGGACAUCAACGUGCAGAUCGACGACUCGUACCUGGUGGAGGCUGGGGACCGGCAGAAGCGCUGGCAGUGCCGCAUGUGCGAGAAGUCCUACACGUCCAAGUACAACCUGGUGACCCACAUCCUGGGCCACAACGGCAUCAAGCCCCACUCCUGCCCACACUGCAACAAGCUCUUCAAGCAGCCCAGCCACCUGCAGACCCACCUGCUCACCCACCAGGGCAUGCGGCCCCACAAGUGCGAGGUGUGCAGCAAAGCCUUCACCCAGACCAGCCACCUCAAGCGGCACAUGCUGCUGCACAGCGACAUCAAGCCCUACAGCUGCCAGUUCUGUGGCCGGGGCUUCGCCUACCCCAGCGAGCUGAAGGCCCACGAGGUGAAGCACGAGAGUGGCCACUGCCACAUCUGCGUGGAGUGCGGGCUGGACUUCUCCACCCUCGCCCAGCUGAAGCGGCACCUGGCCGCGCACCAGGGCCCCACGCUCUACCAGUGCCUGGAGUGCAGCAAGUCCUUUCACUACCGCAGCCAGCUGCAGAACCACAUGCUGAAGCACCAGAACGUCCGGCCCUUCGUCUGCACUGAGUGCGGGAUGGAGUUCAGCCAGAUCCACCACCUCAAGCAGCACUCGCUCACACACAAGGGUGUGAAGGAGUUCAAGUGCGAGGUGUGCGGGCGGGAGUUCACGCUGCAGGCCAACAUGAAGCGGCACAUGCUGAUCCACACCAGCGUGCGGCCCUACCAGUGCCACAUCUGCUUCAAGACGUUUGUGCAGAAGCAGACGCUUAAGACACACAUGAUCGUGCACUCGCCGGUGAAGCCGUUCAAAUGCAAGGUCUGCGGCAAGUCCUUCAACCGCAUGUACAACCUGCUGGGCCACAUGCACCUGCACGCUGGCAGCAAGCCCUUCAAGUGUCCCUACUGCUCCAGCAAGUUCAACUUGAAGGGCAACCUGAGCCGGCACAUGAAGGUCAAGCACGGAGUGAUGGACAUCAGCCUGGACAGCCAAGAUUCUAUGAUGGAGCUGGCUGGGGCUGACCAUGCCGAGCUGGACGGGCAGCAGGAGAUGGACGACUUCGAGGAGGAGAACUCUUACGGCUAUGGGGGGGUGGACAACCCCUCGGACGAGCAUGCCCUGACCCAGCAGGCCAUGAAGGAGAUGGCAUAUUACAACAUGUUGUAGCUGAGGCUGGAGGAGGCUGCCAGGGCCCUGCCUGGCAUGGUGAGAGAAGCUGUUGCUGGCGAGCUGUGGCACCGCCCAGGAGGCUCCAGCCCAGCGCGGUGACAGAGAAAACAGGGAAGGCCAGGAAGCCCUGCUGGGGUGAAGACAGGACCGGGGCAGCAGUGGCUGCUGGCCACAGGCACACUGAGUGCUCAGCUCCUGCCACAGCCUCGACAGCCUCAGCUAAGCUCUCACCAUGGCUGGGCCCUUCCCUCCUCCCCAGGGAACACUGAGCUCUGGCAGCUCUCCUGCCCUUCACUCGGCCCCACGGCACAUGGCAGGCCGGGACCCCCAACCUCGCCCCUCCUCCAGCACCCGCAAAGCUGCAGGGGAAGGCAUGUCCCAGCCUGAUGAGCAUUACUAAUUGUUCUACCUCCUGGUGCAGCCCGGUGCCCCGGGGGGCAGAAGCCCCUCUGCCCACCGCAGGAGGGGGGUUUGCAUUUCUCACCCUUCCCCAUCUCUGUCCCACAUGCCCUGGCUGGGGCAGAGCUGCGGGGCCGCGCGAGGCCACGGGGCACACACAGAGCAGAGUAUUUUCUUACAAACUAGUGGCAAAGCUCAGAGGACACAGCAGCUCUGGGUAGGGAGCAGCUGCCGCGAGCGCAGUAUUUAAAGGAGGGCAAACCCUGUUCAACUUGAGCAAAUGAUGGUAUUUUGAAAGUAAUUUAUUUUUUUCAGACGUGCCGCGUGGUUGGAUUUAUCUUUUCACUGAGUUCAGUUUCCUUCAACCAAUGUGCUUUGUAAA